Messenger RNA from Aspergillus mulundensis, 1860 nucleotides. RefSeq lists its product as uncharacterized. The coding region runs from base 1 to 1860 and encodes 619 amino acids. Gene Ontology annotation, molecular function: transmembrane transporter activity. Gene Ontology annotation, biological process: transmembrane transport. The transcript has 3 exons. The record is from RefSeq and is a predicted model, not a curated record. NCBI's taxonomy places the organism in Eukaryota, Fungi, Ascomycota, Eurotiomycetes, Eurotiales, Aspergillaceae.
AUGGCAGACACCAGCAUAGCCGCCAUCGCCGAAGCGCCCGCCCUCUCAACAAGAGAGGCCUUUAUCACAGCGCUUAGGAAGACGGAGCGCCAGCCUCACGCUCAUGGUCACGCACCAUCUCUUGAAACCCAUCCAUCCGUCGUAAACAGCCAAGGCAUAGAAGAAGCCAACGCCAAGCCUACAGUGCCAGUGCCAGCGCAAGCGCAAGACGAAGACAAAGAUGUCGAGACCCAGUCCACAGACGAAGAGCCGGCCCCGGACUACGCGAGCUUCAGGCUCACCGUCACAGGCCGGCUGAUCUUCUGCGCGCUGGCGGUGCUCACGCUGAUGGUUUCGCUGGACGGGACGAGUAUUUCGGUUGCGUUGCCGGUGUGCAGCUUAAUCCCUAUUGCAUACAAACACAGAGAGUCUGGUCUACUGACAGAUAUGGUACGCGUAGGAAAUGGCAUCGACCCUCCACGGCACGGCAAUGCAGGCCUUCUGGAGCGGGACCUCGUUCCUGCUGUGCUCGACGGUCUUCCAGCCGACAACUGCAACGCUGAGCGAUAUCUUUGGCCGACGACCGGUGAUCCUAGUCUGCCUGGCCUUGCGGCGGGCUUCACGCAGAUCCUCGUGGGCCGAUGCAUACAAGGCGUCGGGGGCGGCGGGAUCGCGGUCCUCGCUGAAGUCGUCGUGACGGACCUGGUCCCCCUCCGGCUCAGGGGGAACUACUACGGCGUUCUCUCGGCCAUGUAUAGUCUGGGCAGUGUGCUGGGUCCGAUAUUGGGGGGCGGGUUCUCGGAGAAUGUGACCUGGAAAUGGAUCUUCUACAUCAACUUCCCCUUCAUCGGCCUCUCGACCCUCCUAAUCCUCCUCUUCUUCCGCCUCGAACAGCCCCCCGGCACGCUGGCCCAGAAGCUAAAACGCGUCGACUACAUCGGCACAACGCUCUUCGUCUCCUCGCUGUCUUCUUUCUUAAUCCCCCUCACCUGGGGCGGCGUCAUGUACCCCUGGUCCUCAUGGCGCACGCUGGUCCCGCUGGUCCUGGGCACCGGCGGCCUCUUACUCUUCACAGCCUACAGCAUCAAGGCUACGAAUCCAAUGAUCCCGCACUCCGUCUUCACGAACCGCAGCGCAGUCAUCGCCUUCAUUACGUCCUCCCUACAGGGCCUGAUCCUCUGGGGCGCGCUGUACUACCUGCCUCUCUACUACCAAGCCGUGCGGGAGUUCGGGCCGAUCCUCACGGGCGUCGCGCUCUUCCCGCAGACCUUCACCGUUGCACCCAGCGCGAUUAUCUGCGGCGUGCUGGUGACGAUGACGGGGCGGUAUCGCUGGGGUCUGUGGGUUGGCUGGGCGCUGUCGAUUGUUGGUCUUGCGCUGUUGACGCUGCUGGAUCAGCACACUAGCACGGUCGCGUGGAUCUUCCUGAAUAUUCCCUCCGGGUUAGGACUCGGAUUCCUCACGGCCGCGAUUGUGUGUACUGUGCAGGCGUCCGCGACGAAUCGGAACCUCACUGUUGCCGUGGCGAUGGUUGUUUUCUUUCGGGCGUUCGGGCAGGCCGUUGGGAUUGCGGUUGGGGGGGUGAUCUUCCAGAAUCGGAUGCGCCUUGAACUGCGGAAGUAUCCUGAGUGGGCGGAUAUGGCGGAGGCGUAUAGUCGGGAUGCGGCGGCGCUGGUGACGGUUAUACAGGGGAUGCAGCCUGUUGGGGAAGAGGGGGAGGUUGGGAAGGAGAAUCUGAAGAGGGCGUAUAGCGAUAGUUUGCGCAUCAUCUGGGCGUUUUUGGCGGGCGUGGCAGGGGUUGGCCUGGUGCUUAGUCUGUGGGUGAAGAAGUAUGAUCUGAAUCGGGCGUUGACGACAGGGCAGGCCGUUAAGGAGAAGUAG